AGAACCUCUGUUUCCGUUCAAUCUGACGUGUACGGAUGUUUUCUGACAGUGGUCUACUCAGUAGCCCAAGGGAUUUUCUACCAAGAUGUCAAAGAAGUCCAAGAAGAAGAAGAAGCAGAAGAAGGAGAAGGAGACAAAUAAGUUAUCUUUUUCCUCCAGUGAGCAUUCGUCACAGAAGGAAAAGGGCACCAAGAAACGCAGUCGUGCAGAGGGGAAGCACCAUGGCAGCUGUUCUGCAGAGGAGAAACGGGGGAGAGAGAAAAGAGUUAGCCACUCCACCCCAGGGAACAGUGCAGCAGGGAGCAGUCAUGAGAAAGACCGGGAGUUCAAAAAAGCUCUCUACAGACUGGAGAAAACAACGUCGCAGGGUGAAGCCGAGGGAAAAAACGCCUGUCCUCUUGGAACCCCUCCUCAGGACAGCUCUGUGAGGAAGAGUUGCCCCAGCCAGGAUGGGUCGGCUACCGCCGGGGUCAAGACCGCAGACAGGGUGUCUUCCAAACCAGUCAGCAGUCUGAGCGCGAAUAAGACCCAGUCCCAAAAUGUGGAGAAGAUCCUUACGUUCCAGGGAAGCUCCAGUAAGCCAUCUGACAAGAGCCCCUCCAAAACAGCCUCGAGCAGACUGACAACCAGUCCCAGGUCCCUCAUGGCCCAGCUGAAGGAGCAGAGGAAGACGCUGGUGAAAAGGAGAUCCAGACCUGAGGAGAAGCCUGGCAUUGGGAAGGACCACACCUCCCAAGGUAGGAGCUACCAGGACCCCCAACUGUCCCUGUCACUGGCUGAAGAGAUGAGGGAGAAGAGGAGGAAGCUAGUGAAGAGGAGAUCUGAAGAAGAAAAGGAGGAUGUUUUAAAGGCUAAACGGGACAGGAGUGGAGCAAAAUACUAUAGUCUUCCCUCUAACAACACCACCACCACAAAGCAGUCCUCCACCUCUACUAAAAACGCUACCUUUGAGAAAAUCUCAAACACAGCAAGACAUAGGCCUACCACCCAAAAGCAGAGGAACGUCUCUGAUCUGUCCAAAACAUCAACAACAUCUAAGUCCACGUGUGCCGAGGUACAGAUGCCGCUACCCAAACCUCAGCUGCCUCUCAAUUUUAAGAUCCCAAAGAAGUCCAAACUUGUGCCACUGCCAGUUAAUAGAGCCAUCUGGGGGGGUGACCAGGAGGAUGAUAACGACAAUAACCCCAUCAGUGCUAGAGUGAAGGUGGUGUCUCCUGCUUCUAGGCUUUCUCACCAGGCAGGAAGUGCGUCCAAACUUUGGACACCAAGGAGUGUGUCCAAAUCUCUGAACUCCAAAGACGGUGUGUCUGCUGCUGUGAACAGAAACAAGCAGCACAAAUGUGAAACGGUUCCAGAAUCUUCCAAAGGUUCUAAAGAAUUACGGCCCAGGUCAGCUCAGGGAAUUACGGCCCAGGUGAUAUCACCACCCUGUAACAGAACAAUUUCCCCUGAAGAUUAUAUAGAAGUCUAUGAUAAUGACCAAGAGAUGCAGCUGGUGGAGGAGCUCCAUCUGGCCCGCAGUGAGAAGAGGCUGGAGCUGAAUGUGGUGGAGAUCUAUGGAGAACUCACCAGCAUGGACAUCGACCCAUCAGAGGAGGGCAUCACAUUCACACUCAGUAAAGAGGAGGAUCUUCAGCAGGAUCUGAUCAUUGUCCUGGACACCAACAUCCUUCUCAGUCACCUAGACUUUGUCAAGAAGAUGAGGUCACACGGCCUUGGAGCUCUAGGUCUCCCCACAGUGCUCGUACCCUGGGUGGUACUACAGGAGCUAGACUCUCUGAAGAACAGGAAGAGGCUGUCAAGCUCUGUAGCCCACCUGGCCACACCUGCCGUUCAUUACAUCUACACCUGCCUGAAGAGCCAGGAGCCUCGACUCUGGGGCCAGUCCAUGCAGCAGGCCUCUCAGAGCAGCCAGGGACUCAAUGCUGAGAAUAAUGACGACAGAGUGCUGCAGUGCUGCCUGCAAUACCAGAGUCUUUACCCAGAGGGUGCUCUCAUCCUUUGCACUAAUGAUAAGAACCUGUGUAGUAAGGCCUUGCUGAGUGGGGUGAAGGCCUUCGGUAAGGCUGACCUGUUGGAGGAGGUAGACAGGCUCAAAACACCUGGUGUCCACAACCUGACCCCUGUCAGCACACAGACACAAACCCUCACCUGCACCCCGAGCCAGACCCGUGACCACCAGAAACCCAGCCCCUUCCCAGGCCGGCAGCAGAAUGAACAGAGCAGGAGUGAUGGAGGGAAAGGGAGAGAAAUGGAAGAGAAGAAAAAGAAGGCUGCAGAAGAGGCCCGGGAGCUGAGCAGCUGUGUGUCAGUACUGGAGGACUGUCUGAAAGAGGCGCUGUCUCAGGUGCUGGAGAUUGAGAUGAAGGCAGCCUAUGAAGAACUGUGGACAGAGAUCGUAUAUCUUAAACCGCCCUGGACUCUUGAAGACCUUCUGCAGUGUUUCAAGAAACACUGGAUCUCUGUUUUUGGCAACAUCGUCCCUCGAAAUCUGCAGCAAUCCCUGGAAAACCUUCACAACUACUUCUUCUCAGGUAAAUCAGUAGAGCGUAGCUCUACAGUGCUGGCUCUGUAUGAGGCUAGAGAGCUGCUGCAGGCCUUCGGCUGCAGGUCAGACUACGAUGGGCGUGUCCAACCAGCCCUCGCCUCCCUGAACACCCUGCUGCAGAGGAUACUCCCUCAGCCAGAGAAAGCCGCAGAGGAGACCCACACCAGUGACGGUGACACUCUCAUGGCGGAGGAGGAGGAGGAGGAGGAGAAGGAGGAGAAACAGACCACGCCUGCUCGAGUGUCACACCAGGAAGUGUGGGUGAUGUUUGAGAACAUCUGGAACAAUGUGUGUGGGAUCAGCUCUGCUGUUUUCGUCGCUCUCCGCUUUGACCCGGGCGCCAUAGAAACCAACCAGCCAGUAGAGGGUCCUCCCCUUCCCCAGGACGCCGUCUCCUGUCUGCACAGACUAUCUACUGCUGUCAGACAACUGCUACAUGCCUUUACCAGGGUUCUGUCAACAGACAGCUGUCUAGAAGAUGCCCAGGCUCUCCUCUCCUUCAUCCAUUCCAGUGAGAUUGCUGCCAUGGAGCCCAGGUUCACUGCCAAAGACCUGUUGGACUGUCUCUCGCAGCACGAGUACAGGGAGAAGCUGUGUGUGGGGGGGACCCAGUUGGCAGAGCUGAACAUCAGUCUAGAGCGCUGCGCUGAGGUCACGUCCCGGCAGGUCACACCAAGCACCUGGCCCUGAUUGGACCACAACCAGGAAGUUUGGACUAAAACAUCCUACCAGAGGCCUCAAAUUGCAUCAUAUCACAACUCAACAACUUUACUUGAAGCCACUGUUUUCAUAUGGAGCUGACCUAUUUCAUUCAGCACCUUUUCUGACUUAAUUCAGUUUCUUGUGUGUGGAUGUUGGUGUAGAGCAGUGGUCAGUGGAUAAAGCCUUGUGUUCCUAUUUUCUUUAUUUAUGGCUGCUUCCCAAAUGCCCAAUAGGGCUCUGGUCUAAAGUAGUGUACUAUAUAGGGAAAAGGGCUCUGGUCUAAAGUAGUGUACUAUAUAGGGAAAAGGGCUAUGGUCUAAAGUAGUGCACUAUAUAGGGAAAGGGGCCCUGGUCUAAAGUAGUGUACUAUAUAGGGAAUAGGGUUCUGGUCUAAAGUAGUGCACUAUAUAGGGAAAGGGGCCCUGGUCUAAAGUAGUGCACUAUAUAGGGAAUAGGGUGCCAUUUAGCUGUUUCUGGUGCUUCCUACAGUAGCCAUUUUGGGCCUCUUCACCAUCUCUACACAACAGUGUGUUAGUGGGGAUAUGGAUCUUCCAAAUAUGUUGUUAUCCUCACACAGACCAGGUUUCCAUCCAACCAUUUAAUGAGGAUGAAUGACCUGAUUUCUGAAAAAGUCAUUACCGGUCUGAUGGAAACAGGAUAUGCCGGUAAAAUUUUAUAAAUCCCGACAGAGAAUUUGUUCGUUCGACAUGGUGGGAUGUUUUUGUGUCUGUAAAAUUAAUUAUAAGAGAAAUUCGGGUGGAAAUGCCUUUAUGCGCAAAUAUUGAUAUAACAACCAUCAUAUGGAAGUAAGCUUGGAGUCACGCGAUAAUAUGAUGUGUGAUGCUCCCACUAGGACUCAGGAAACCAGGCAGUUUAUUAGGCUACAGACUAAACAAGUUAUGAUGAACUUCACAGGGUUGUGAAAGUGCCCGUGAUGAGCUUGAUGCUUCUUUCCAAUACUCUGGUGACAUGAUGAUCAAUGUGGCUCCAUAAUAAUCUCAUCAUGCAAGUAGCCUUCCAGCACUGUGUCUGAGAGCAGUUGGCUAGAGAGCACAUGUCAAGACCAGAGAGGGCACAUUUGCUAUAGAACGCAACAGUUUUUGUGACAAAACCAUCAGUAGAGUUGAAAAUGUGAUGGAACCCUAUUGAACUUGUAUUUUUCAUUCGCUACAUGGGACUUUAACCACAAACCUUAUUCUUAUGUGCGCUAUGUCAUCACGCACAGACUGAUGGAAACGUCUCGGCUGGGAAAAAUCCUAUAUUAUUUUAUGCAGAUUGAUGAAUAUUCACAUGAAAAUCUGUCGCAAAUUGGAUGGAAACCUAGCUACUGGAUUGGCAUGUUUACACAUACAGAAUGGCAGUUUUUUCUGAUGUGUUUAAACUCUCAGUCAUCAUGCUACUCUCACUGUUACUAUGACCUAUGACCUUUUAAAUUGUAGUUUGGGUUUCCACUUUCAGCUUGCUGUGCUGUUUUUAACGAGGACCUACACGAUAAACCCACAUUCUAUACAAAAAGACAUGACUGCUCACAUCCAUGAUUGAGCUAACAUCAUCUCCAUAUUCCUCAGCAUUCAGUAUUUUUUUCAUUUUCUUUAUUUACCUUUGUUUAACUAGGCAAGUCAGUUAAGAUCAAGUUCUUGGGCCCCCCGAGUGGUGCAGUGGUCUAAGGCACCACAUCACAGCGCUAGCUGUGCCACUAGAGAUUCUGGGUUCGAGUCCAGGCUCUAUCGCAGCCGACCGGGAGACACAUGGGGCGACCAUGACAUCAUCUUCAUUUUCCUUUUGCAUCAUAAGUGGUACGCCAGGUGAUGUAAUGAAUGGUGAUUGGCUGUCAAUGCUCUCCCAGGCUGUGACUUACACAGGGAGUCAGACGGUUCAACGUGACAUGAACUAUGCUGUCUGUUAUGGCAUCAUGGCUUUGCCGUAGGCUUAUGAUAUGACCGUCUCAGGCCUGUUGAUAUUUAUCUUGGAUGUGUUCAUUUGUAAAGAUGUAAAUAGUUCAAUUAAAGCACCUAUUUUUAUUUGAACAACAAUGUACAAUUUAUUCUAACUCUUGUUAUAUGAUGCAUUAAAGUUUUUGAAUUGAA
Oncorhynchus nerka (sockeye salmon) is the source of this 5337-nucleotide messenger RNA. RefSeq names its product SWT1 RNA endoribonuclease homolog (gene swt1). Bases 86 to 3238 code for a protein of 1050 amino acids. Lineage: Eukaryota; Metazoa; Chordata; Actinopteri; Salmoniformes; Salmonidae. The record is from RefSeq and is a predicted model, not a curated record. Gene Ontology annotation, cellular component: nucleus. The transcript has 15 exons.